Molecule: messenger RNA, 233 nt
Organism: Periconia digitata
Lineage: Eukaryota; Fungi; Ascomycota; Dothideomycetes; Pleosporales; Periconiaceae
Source: the annotation of a GenBank genome assembly
AUGUACCAUCGCAGACUUGGCCAAGUACAUAGCUAUCCAUCUACACCUAUCAAGUGCACAAACACACUCACUCACUCACACGCGCACACAAUUCAACCCCCCAUCACAUGCGUGUGGUCAGAAUCUCCAAGCGACGUUGUCCUUUCCACCUGCAGAAAAACCUAAUUCUAUUCGCGAUAAACAUCAAUGAUACGCACACAUCUGUCUUCACCACCACCUCCAUCACCAAAGUC